Molecule: messenger RNA, 1152 nt
Organism: Hydra vulgaris (swiftwater hydra)
Lineage: Eukaryota; Metazoa; Cnidaria; Hydrozoa; Anthoathecata; Hydridae
Cellular component (GO): nucleus
Molecular function (GO): DNA binding
Source: RefSeq, a predicted model, not a curated record
AUGGUACGAAAGUUUAAAAGAAAAACUAAUAGAGGUUAUACUUCUGGAGAUGUCAUAAUGUGUGCUGUUAAAGAUGUAAAUAUUAAUAACAUUUCUAUUAGAUCAGCAGCAAAAAACCAUGGCAUUAAUUACAGAACAUUAGCACGUUAUUGUAAAAAAAUUGUUAUUACUAACCCAUCACAUGAAAAAGUAGAAAAAGAACUGGUCACCUACCUGUUGCGAGCAGCAGAUAUAUAUUUUGGUUUAACUCCUACCAAAGUAAAAAGGCUUGCUUUCCAGCUAGCAAUUAAAAAUAAUAUUAAGGUUCCCAAUUCUUGGGUUGUAAAGGAACAAGCUGGUAAGGAUUGGUUUACAGGAUUUAUAAAGCGCCAUUCAAAUAUUUCCAUUAGGCAACCUGAAGCUACUAGUUUAAGUCGAGCGACAAGUUUCAAUAAGCAGAAUGUUGCAUCAUUUUUUAGCAAUUUGCAGCACUGUAUGCAAAAAUACUCAUUCUCACCAAAUGACAUUUGGAACAUGGACGAAACUGCUGUAACUACUGUACAGCAACCUAAAAAGGUUAUUGCGAAAAAAGGAUUAAAACAAGUAGGAGCCAUAACGUCAGCUGAAAGAGGAACUCUUGUAACAUUAGCAUGCACAAUAAAUGCUAUUGGAAAUAGUAUUCCACCCUUUUUUAUUUUUCCUCGUAAAAACUUUAAAGAUCGUUUCCUAUUCAGUGCACCAACAGCAAGUGCAGGAGAUACAAAUCCAAGUGGAUUAGAUUUGGCAAAAAAUAAUGGAAUAGUAAUGCUUACCUUCCCACCACAUUGCACACAUAAGUUGCAGCCCUUGGAUAAGGCAGUUUAUGGUCCUCUCAAAAACUACAUAAAUACUGCUAUGACAUCAUUGUUAGUAAUGAAUCCUGGAAACAUUGCAUUUCCAAAGGCUGUAUCUCCCCACAAUAUUUUAAGUGGUUUUUCUGCAACAGGUAUUUACCCGUUAAAUCCUGAUGUGUUUACUGAAAAUGAUUACUGUCCUAACUAUGUAACUGAUCGCCCUGACCCACCUUGUUCACAGGCUGAUUCAAAUAAAAAAGACUGUGAAUCUUUUCAAUGCAACCAGAACCAUCAAAUAAAAGAUUUAAAGAAUCUAUUCAGAUACCAGAUAAUCAGGUAG